Messenger RNA from Pipistrellus kuhlii (Kuhl's pipistrelle), 660 nucleotides. Its product is annotated as transcription initiation factor TFIID subunit 4-like. The record is from RefSeq and is a predicted model, not a curated record. Lineage: Eukaryota; Metazoa; Chordata; Mammalia; Chiroptera; Vespertilionidae. Bases 1 to 660 code for a protein of 219 amino acids. The transcript has a single exon.
AUGGGGGGAGGGGGGCUUACAUACAGGGGGCCCGGCCGCCUGGUGCACCCGGGCGGGCGUCUCCCCGGGGCCGGCUCUCCCGCGGAGGCCACCGGCUCCCGAGCCCCGCGCGCCCGGCCCCGCGCCGCCGCCCGCCGGGUGAUGGAUGGCCGCGGAGCCGGCGGCCUGUCAGGCCUUAUUGAUGAGGUGCGCGCCGACGGCCGCCGCGUAACCCGAGGCGGCGGGAGGCGAGCGCGGGGAGGCGGGCGGGCGGGCGCAGACUCGGCGGCGCUCGGGGUCAGCCCCGGCCGGCCGCCCCCGCCCCUGCGGCGCGCCCGGGCCCCGGCUCGGCUCCCGGAGGGGGUGGCGGGCGCGGAAGCGCGUCCGGGGCCAGGAGCCCCGUGCGCGGCCCCGCUUCCUCCCCGCAGGCGCCUCGCUCCCGCCCCCGGCUCCUCGGCGCCCGCGCCCCUGCCCCUGCGGCGGCCGCGGCCUGGCCCCGGAGACCCCCUACCGCUCGCCCGCGCCCGCAGCUCGGCUCUUACCGGGGCGCCAGGGCCGUACCAGCGUCCAGGCCGCGGCGACCGCCCGCGCUCCCCCGGGGAGACAGGGCCACCCCCGCGGGUCGGGGCGCGCGCGCCCUUGAGGCGGGACUCAGCCGCCGCUCACGUAGCCGGCGGCUGA